This is a messenger RNA of Hevea brasiliensis (rubber tree), 2654 nucleotides long. Its product is annotated as probable beta-D-xylosidase 6. The transcript has 6 exons. Lineage: Eukaryota; Viridiplantae; Streptophyta; Magnoliopsida; Malpighiales; Euphorbiaceae. Gene Ontology annotation, cellular component: plant-type cell wall. The record is from RefSeq and is a predicted model, not a curated record. Gene Ontology annotation, biological process: arabinan catabolic process; xylan catabolic process. The coding region runs from base 118 to 2499 and encodes 793 amino acids. Gene Ontology annotation, molecular function: xylan 1,4-beta-xylosidase activity; alpha-L-arabinofuranosidase activity.
UAUUAGUUUGACAUCAUAACCAACUAUAUAGACCAACCAUUCCAAUCCUCCUAACUCAACGUUCAACUUUCAAAGUACCCAAGGGGAAAGGGUCUUUUAGCCAACUUUGAGACCCCAAUGUCCCUUCACUGGAGAUCCUGCUUCUUCUUCCUAGUAUUUCUCAAUCUCUCCAUCUCUAUCUCCAAAUCAGUGAUCCCUCAGUUCCCAUGCCAGUCUCCACACCAUAACUCCUACCCUUUCUGCAAUAAAUCCCUAUCUGUUCCUGCAAGAGCUCACUCUCUCAUCUCUCUAUUGACCCUCCAAGAAAAGAUCUUACAACUAUCAGACAAUGCUUCAGGGAUCCCAAGACUUGGCAUCCCACCCUAUGAGUGGUGGUCUGAGUCUCUUCAUGGAAUUGCCACUAAUGGCCCUGGUGUCUCCUUUAGAAGUGGGCCUGUUUUUUCGGCCACAGGUUUCCCUCAAGUUAUUGUAUCAGCUGCUGCUUUUAAUAGGACUCUUUGGUUCUUGAUUGGUUCGGCUGUUGCUAUAGAGGCUAGAGCAAUGUACAAUGUUGGGCAAGCAGGGUUGACAUUUUGGGCUCCUAAUAUUAAUAUUUUUAGGGACCCCAGAUGGGGAAGAGGCCAAGAAACUCCUGGAGAGGAUCCUAUGGUGGCUUCUGCUUAUGCUAUUGAGUAUGUCAAGGGUUUCCAAGGUGGGAAUUGGAAGGUUGGUGGUGGUGGUCGAGGAAACGAUAGAUACGGAUUUGGAGAGAAAAGGGUGUUAAGAGAAGUUGGUGAUGGGCUUAUGCUGUCUGCUUGUUGCAAACAUUUUACUGCUUAUGACUUGGAAAAAUGGGGCAAUUUCAGUAGAUAUUCCUUCAACGCUGUGGUUACAGAGCAAGAUUUAGAGGACACAUAUCAGCCACCAUUUCGUAGUUGCAUACAACAAGGCAAAGCAAGUUGCUUAAUGUGUUCCUAUAAUCAAGUUAAUGGAGUGCCUGCAUGCGCAAGAGAGGAUAUCUUAACAAAAGCUCGAACAGAAUGGGGCUUUGAAGGAUACAUCGUCUCAGACUGUGAUGCUGUGGCCACAAUUUUCGAGUAUCAGAACUAUACAAAAAGCCCUGAGGAUGCAGUUGCUAUUGCUUUUAAAGCAGGUAUGGAUAUUAAUUGUGGUUCAUAUGUGAUCCGCCAUGCUCAAUCAGCAGUUGAUCAAGGUAAGUUGCGAGAAGAGGAUAUAGAUAGAGCUCUUCUCAAUCUUUUCUCGGUUCAACUCCGACUUGGGAUGUUUGAUGGAGACCCCCAAAAAGGGCAGUUUGGAAAACUGGGACCUGAAGCUGUUUGUACUGAAGAACAUAAGAAAAUAGCACUUGAAGCAGCAAGGCAGGGCAUUGUGCUUCUUAAAAAUGAUAAGAAGUUCCUGCCAUUGAAUAAGAAAGCUGUUUCUUCCCUGGCUAUUAUUGGCCCACUGGCAAACAAUGCAACGAAUUUGGGUGGUGACUACACAGGAUAUCCAUGUGAUCCACUCAGCCUUUUUGCUGGACUAAAAUCCCAUGUAACAGAGACAUCUUAUUCAGUUGGUUGCCCUGAUGUUUCUUGUUAUUCUGAUGCUCAAUUUCACGAAGCAAUAGAUAUUGCCAAAAGUGCUGAUUAUGUAAUUGUAGUUGCUGGGCUUGAUUUGUCACAAGAAACUGAAGAUCUUGACCGGGUUAGUCUUUUGUUACCUGGUAAACAAAGGGCUCUGGUAUCUUCUGUUGCAGCAGCUAGUAAAAAGCCAGUGAUUCUGGUUCUUACUGGUGGAGGACCGCUUGAUGUAUCAUUUGCCAAACUAGACCCGAAAGUUGCUAGCAUUCUUUGGAUUGGUUACCCUGGUGAAGCUGGUGCAAAAGCACUCGCGGAAGUCAUCUUUGGAGACCAUAAUCCAGGUGGAAGACUUCCAAUGACUUGGUAUCCUGAGUCUUUCACCAAGAUACCAAUGACUGAUAUGAAUAUGCGAGCUGAUCCUUUUCGUGGUUAUCCUGGAAGAACCUACCGUUUUUACACUGGAUAUCAAGUCUAUGGAUUUGGUGAAGGCUUAAGCUACACCAGUUUCACUUACAAGUUCUUGUCGGCACCAAGGAAGUUGAGUCUGUCAGAAUCUUUGACAGCUACUUCCAGAAAGAGAAUACUACACCAGAAAGGAGAGACACUUGGUUAUAUAUACAUUGACGAGAUGACUUCUUGCAAUUCAUUGAGAUUCUAUGUGCAAAUAUCUGUCAUGAAUGUUGGAGAUAUGGAUGGAAGCCAUGUUUUGAUGUUGUUCUCCAGAGUGCCAAAAGUUUUUAAAGGCACUCCAGAAAAACAACUCGUUGGAUUUGACCGCGUACAUACUAUUUCUUCCAUGUCUACUGAAACAAGCAUCUUGAUAGAUCCUUGCAUACAUCUAAGCAUUGCAAAUGAGCAAGGGAAAAGGGUAAUGCCAUUAGGCAAUCAUGUCCUAAUGUUAGGAGAUUUAGAGCAUUUUGUUACCAUUGAAGCUUAUUGAUGCCAUCAAAGGGGCAACUGUAUUGCUGCCACAAGCAUGAUUUUCAUCCAAAGGGCCUGAACUUGAGUCAGGCCUCAAUGUCCUUCUACAGUUUCGAACCAAUAAUGAAAUGUGGAAACAAAUAAGACAGAACUCAAAAUUCUGAAUUUCUGUUA